AUGGCGACGCCCAACAUAGAUUCAAUUUCAGACACAAAAUUGUACGAGCUGAAAGAGCAGCUUCUGCUGCUGACCACUCUGGUGGCGACGGUGACGUACGUCACCGGGCUCAACCUGCCCGGAGGAGCCUGGCAGAUGCAGCAGGCGGACGGGCACGGCCCACUCGCCGGCGACCCGAUCCUCCGGGACAUCCACUACCGCCGGUACCUCGCUUUCUACUACUGCAACGGCACGGCGCUCGCCUCGUCGGUCGUGGUCUGCCUCAUCCUCGUCAUGCUGCGCAGGGACAGCCCGGCCUGGUCGGUGGUGCUGCGGGUGGUCAUGGUGCUCGACCUUCUUGGGCUCAUGGGUUCCUACGCAGCCGGGACCUGCCAUGACACCUUCGCCACCAUCUGGGUCGUGGCGCUCGCUUUCCCAGUCUUGGCCUACAUCACGUACGCUUUCGUCUGCUACCUCUGUUUGCCCCUCCGCCGCGACAACCACACCCCCAGAAACACAAACACAGGGUACCAAGAGAAGGAGAAGAUCGAGGUGCUAAUGUUGCUGGCCACCUUCGCAGUCACUAUCUCCUACGCCGCCGGGCUGAACCCGCCUGGCGGCUUCUGGACCAGCACCGGGCACAAGGAUGGCCGCCUUCUUCACCUCGCCGGCGACCCCAUCAUGGAAGAUAGCGCGCUCCGGAGGUACCGGGCCUUCUUCGUCUGCAACACGACGGCGUUCGUCGCCUCCUUGCUCAUCAUCCUGCUGCUCCUGGACAAGAACUUGAGCAGGACCAUCUCGGCGAGGUUCGUAGCGGUCUACGGCUUCAUCGGGGUGGCGCUCCUGGGCCUCAUGGGGGCCUAUGCUGCUGGCAGCUGCAGGGAGACUGACAAUACCAUCAAGGUCCUCUCCCUGGCCGCUGGGGUUCCUAUCUGCGUAAUCCUGCAGCUGGCUCUCAACUAUGUCUUCUAUUGGCCAAUCAAGAACAUGUGUGAUAGUUUCACGAGAUGGUUGCAGAACUUGAGUCCCGGAGGUGCGAGCGCACUCGCGGAUCCAGACCUGAAAAACACUCGAUUUUUCGUUAUGGUACUUGCUAGCUUCGCGGUGAGCAUCACCUACCAAGCGGGACUGGAUCCACCAGGCGGCCUCUGGAAAGAUGACCUGAAUGGGCAUAAGAUCGGCCACCCGGUUCUCCGGACCACACAUCCUGCUCGGUACCAGGUCUUCUUCUACAGCAACUCAGCAGCUUUCGUGACAUCUCUGGUGGUGGUGAUGAUGGUCCAGAGCAAGUUCCUGUUGAAGCGCCGUACGUUGGUGGCAGCCAUGGUGCUGGACUUGAUCGGCCUCGUCAUCGCCUAUGCCGCCGGGAGCACCAGGGAUGCAAGCACGUCCAUCUAUGUCGUCGCGGUGGCUUGCCUUGUCCUCUCCUACGUCGUCGUCCAUAUCGCGUUAGGAGGAGAGAAGGAGAAUGUCGCUGCUGAACCUGAGCAGCUGGAUGACAAGCGUCAGGUGCUGCUGCUAAUCGCCAUCUUGGCCGCGGCGCUUACCUACCAAGCCGGCUUGACCCCGCCGGGCGGCUUCUGGCAAAAGGACGACGAGGUUCAUGGCCACCGUGCGGGCUACCCGGUCCUCCUCGACAACUACCCGCGCCGCUACAAGGCCUUCUUCUACUGCAAUGCGGCGAGCUUCAUGGCGUCGGUGGCUCUCAUCCUCCUCCUCGUGAACCGCAAGCUGUACAGGCCGGGAAUACGGUGCUACGCGCUCCACGUGUGCAUGGCGGUCGGCAUGUUCGCACUCAUGGGCGCCUACGCUGCCGGGAGCUCCCGGCAUCUUAAGACCUCCAUCUAUGUGUUGACGCUAGUGAUCGCAGUGUCGGCCUCCAUACCCCUGCAGGUAGCCAUGUUCUGGUACAUCCGCAACUACAGGAGAAACCACCAACAUGAUGAAGGCAGAAUAAGACGACGGCGAACACGCGGGCUAGACAGCCCCGACCAGGAGAAGGACGAGGAGUUGGAGUACCUGAUGCUGCUAGGAGUCCUGGUCGCGAGCGUGACGUACCAGAGCGGCCUGAGACCACCGGGCGGCCUGUGGGAAGAGGGCAACGCCGCCGGCAACCCCAUCCUGCACGACGUCAACAAGCGCCGGUACGACAUCUUCCUGUACAGCAACUCCACUUCGUUCAUGGCGUCCGGGAUGGCGAUCGUCAUGCUGCUCCCGUUCACGCUGAGCAACCUCGAGUGGCGCUUCUUGCCGUCCCAGAGGAGGAACCGCAAGUGGCCGCUCUGGCCGGUCCACACGGCCAUUUUGCUGGACAUGCUCGGCCUCCUGGUGGCCUACGCGGCAGGAAGUACCAGGACGUGGAAGUCGUCCAGGAACGUCAUAUUCAUCCUCCUCCCCGUGCUAGCCUACAUUGCGCUCUACGCAGCAAUAGUGGCGAUAUACAUAUACAUCUGUAACAAAAAUCGCACAUCCUCCCAGUUGCCGACCACGCAGGCAGACCAACAAACAACAAACGCUUAG
Molecule: messenger RNA, 2499 nt
Organism: Triticum aestivum (bread wheat)
Lineage: Eukaryota; Viridiplantae; Streptophyta; Magnoliopsida; Poales; Poaceae
Exons: 3
Coding region: 1-2499 (832 amino acids)
Cellular component (GO): membrane
Source: RefSeq, a predicted model, not a curated record